Molecule: messenger RNA, 3441 nt
Organism: Fukomys damarensis (Damara mole-rat)
Lineage: Eukaryota; Metazoa; Chordata; Mammalia; Rodentia; Bathyergidae
Gene: Tmem156
Product: transmembrane protein 156
Exons: 6
Coding region: 1-894 (297 amino acids)
Source: RefSeq, a predicted model, not a curated record
AUGACAAAAACAGUGCUCCUUAAAUUACUUGUGGCAAUAGUGAUCACAUUCAUUUUAAUCUUGCCAGAAUAUUUUAAGACAUCAAAAGGAAGACUUUUGGAGCUAUCCUGUUUGGAAGGGUGUUUAAAAUCUAAUAUUACCUAUUCACUCUCAUCCUUAAAUUAUUCUUUUGUGACUUUUCUGCAACCAGAGAGGGACACUCCAUCUAUUAAGGGACUCUUUCUACAUUGUUCCAAUUUCCAAAACUUCACCAGUACUUGCCAAGAAAUCAUAAGUGAAUUUAAAAUGUGCUCUUUAUGUUUGGUUUGUGAGUCCAAAGGAAACGUGGAUUUCAUUUCUCAGAAACAAGCAUCAAAAGUUCUUAUCAUGAGAAGAUCAAUGGGCAGGAAAGCAAAAGAUUUUUUUUCACCUUGUCAACAUUUUAAUUUCUCUGUAACUGCUGGAGUUGACCAGUUGGAGGAAUCCAACACUACCCGCAGCCUCAGGGGACACCCUAGAAAACCAGCCACUGUGGAGGAAGAGCCACCCAAGGAAAAUUUUCUAAAUGAAACUUGCAGAAUCACAGAGUACCCGAAUAACUGUUCUCAUGUUUCCUUGCUCCUAGAAAUGGACAUAAAAAAUAUCACUUGUUCCAUGAAGACCACUUGGUACAUUUUAGUUUUAUUAGUCUUUAUUUUUUGGAUCAUUCUCAUGAUCCACAAAAUACUUGAAGGCCACAGGAGAGUGCAAAAAUUGCAGAAUCAUAAAGACACAACUGCAUCUGUUCACUUAAGAGGAAGCAAUUCUGAGAAGCUGAGAGCCCUGAAUGUGCGGGUUAUUCCAGAGGCCACUCGGGUUAAGGAAGUGCUUCCUCCAAUACCAGAACUAGAAGCUGCUUCCUCACUGCCUCAGUGAGAUCGAUGUACGAGGUGAGUGAUGGUUCGGCUUUAUUGAUUAUUUGGCUUGUUCAGUAGAAGCAUGAGUGAUUCAGGGAGGUACAGCUCACCCCAAACUACAUUUCUAUCUGUGCAUGGGAGGUAAAAAGUGAUGACCCUGCAAAGUGAAUGCAUAUGAAUCAGAGACAUGAACUAAAAUCACUAUUUUCUCCAAGAGCCAGGAAGGAGCAGCAAACUAAUCUCUCAGUCUAUUAGAGUAAUCUCUGAGUCUGUUAAACUUACCCCUGAGCUGUCAGCUCAUCCCUGGGCACUGUUUAUCCUGGAGUUGACCCAUAAUUCAGUCACAGCAUGAGAAGAGUGAGAAUGGGAUCUGUAAAGCACAUCCAUGACGGAAAUAAGAAACUUCCUUAAAUCUAAAGAAGUUAACUCACCAGGUCAUCUUGAUGACUGUACAUUGCUUUCCAUGUAUUUGAAUCUGAAACUGAGGUCAGAAGUGUCCUAGAAACUUUUUUCAUUCAUUCAACCAGGAUUUAUUAAGUAGCUACUCUAUGGCCAUUGUAGGGUGCAUACAAAUUACACCGGGGAAGAGUAGGAAAAAGCAGCGUGCAUAUCCUCUCAUUGUGCCUGCUGGUGACUGGCCAUAUUGUUUACUCUUCAUACUAUUGGAGUGGUUAUCAGUCAAGAUCCUGGCAGGAAACGGAUGUUGUACUCAAAGUGAGUGAUUAAGCAGAGUUCAGCCCAGGACUUAAUAAACAGGAUAUGGAAAAACAGAAAGGAAGGUUGCAGCCUGUGGUAUGGGUGGCAAGGAACCCCAGAAAGACAGAGACAGAGGCACUCCUGUCCCUGCGCAGAAUGAAUAUGCAGGAGGACUGUGUGACAGGGGCUGUGACCUCUGGUCAGGGGACAGUUCAGCCUGUGGUGGCCCUGAAGAGAGAGAUCAAACACCCACUGCCCUGUCCUUUCUGUCGGCCAAGACCAUGUAAGGCAGCCACACUGGAGCCAGCGGAGCCUGUCCAUGGACUGGAGAUGAGACCUGGAGAAGCAAUAGAAGUGUCCAGCCCAGAUGGCUCAGUGGCCAACCUGCGGCUGAGUGCCCAGGGUGCGUCUGCAUUCAAGGCUUAUGAGAGGCAAACUUUGGGGACUCACCCAAUGCAGUGGGCUCAGAAAUUCCUAGGGAGAGUACGAGGUAAUCGUAUUGUUGUUUCAACGCCAUGUUACUUGACAUUAUGGUUGAUAAGCUCAUUCUGCUCCUCAUUCCAGGCUGCUCAACCUCACAGAUGAAGAGUCAUUCACCAAAUACCUCUGGAGUGCCUAUUGUGUGCGGCGAAUUCUUCUGCUUAUUGGCAAAAAUAAUAAGGCAGUCAGUGGGGGAACUAGAGUAGGGAGCCUCUAAUUCCAGUAAAGAGCGUUAAGUAACUUAACAGAGGUAUUUGAAGGGACUAGGGGAGCACAAGAGAGACUCACACACACACUCAGAGGACACAAUGCCUAGCAUUUACUAUACAGGUUAUACAAAGGUCUGCUGAGAAGGGUUAAACCCCAACUUCUAUGCCUCUCUCCUGGAAUCAUGAAAUGUGAUAACUGACCGAAACUUUCAUGAACAAUUAAUUAGGCUUUCGUUUAACAUAUUUGCAAAGUGAGCCCAAUACACUGCAGCAGCAGAGGCUGGGGAAGACCUAGAUUUCCUGGCCUUAGGCUGAGAAGUUUGUUAUUACUUCCCACAUUGUCCUCUUAGGAGUAUAGUGGGGGACUCCACUAUGUAACAGAGGUGUGAAAAGGGCCCUCUGUCAGUGACUGAGGAAGAUUUUUGGUGCUCUUAUAAGAUGGUUUUAAUAAAUGAUUUAAAAUUGUUUUUUUAACCAAUUGUGAUUUAAGUAAUACUUAACAAAAGUCUUGUGUGAAUAAUAUUUGCUUGCUUUAAAAGAAAAAAUCUUCAGAGUAUCCCUGAGCAAUUUGGACUGACUGCUCUUAAAGAAUAUUUACAGUUUUAUUUGGGGCCCGAGUAUAAUGGGGGUUGUUUGCAUCCAGCAAAGAAUGUGCAAAAGGAAAACAGCAGGAAUGGGGAACUAGUUGAUGAGAACUAAUAAUUCAGGAGAAUUCAUUUGACCCACAAGAGCAGGGGAGUGAGUGUUUUCAAGGAGCAAUUAAGAGUCAUGGAAGAUAAGCUGGUGAAACCCACAGAACAAGAAAAUUAACUCUUCUCUACCCAUCAUUAUACAUUAUAUAUCUUAAAAUUACACAAGGUUUUAAUAUUGUGGAAUCAAGAGUGAUUAAGACAGAAAAUUCCUUUUCCUCAAUGGGCCACAAUGGAGAUGCUGAUUGGGUGAUUUUUCCUUUAUGGAUGGAUUGUUUCUAUUUGACAAAUUACUUAAGAGGGCCUGGAUUGUUUGUUUAUACAUUUGUUUGAAUUUACAAAUCUUGCUUCUAUUUGGCCUUUGGAUGUUUAAAAAUAAAACAUUUCAAGGAUACAAAGAUCAAAUGAAAUUAAAUGAAAUAAUGAGUACUUAAAUUAAUAGUAAAAUGUUUUCUUUGAUUUCUUUGGCUUUUCUAAUUGUUACAGCCAUCA